Molecule: messenger RNA, 549 nt
Organism: Aureobasidium subglaciale EXF-2481
Lineage: Eukaryota; Fungi; Ascomycota; Dothideomycetes; Dothideales; Saccotheciaceae
Exons: 1
Coding region: 1-549 (182 amino acids)
Biological process (GO): RNA splicing
Cellular component (GO): precatalytic spliceosome
Source: RefSeq, a predicted model, not a curated record
AUGGCGCCUCGCGACCAGAGCCCACGCGCAAGCGACAACCGCCGCCCAUACUCAGACCGCCGCGACCACACCAACCCACGAGACUCCCGACCCCGCCGCGACCGCAGCAACUCCCGCGAUCGCGCACCACACUCCUCUCGCGGCGGCGGCGGCGGGAACAGCGGCCGAGGCGGCAGCAACUUCAGAAGCUCCGACCGCGACCACCGCGACACCCGUCAACGCUCUCGCUCACCCACCCGCUCAUCCCAACCCCACAACACACGUCAACGCUCCCCUCCCCGUGCACCACGCGGAGGAGCCAACCCUCGCGAUCACAGAAAGCAAAACGUCAGGCAAGAAGAUGUUGUUGCGCCGAUAGAUCCUGAUGAGGAUGAGGAGACUGCGAUGAAGAGGUUGAUGGGAUUUGUGGGCUUCAGGAGCACGAAGAAUACUAAAGUGCCGGGGAAUGAUAAGCUUUAUGGUGUGAGGAAGGAUAAGAAGACAGAGUACAGACAGUACAUGAAUCGUGUUGGUGGAUUCAAUAGGCCUUUGAGUCCUACGAGGAUGUGA